AUGCCAUCUGAAAAGGAACAGUUUUUUUGUGAUGAAAAGCGAAUGAAUUUGUUAAACCACAAUGCUGCAAAGAAUUUUUCUAUGGAUACUGCUUUGGCAAAAGCACUGGUGAAUGAUCCUUUAAGUAUGAUGACUAAACCAGCAAUUUUAGAUGUCAGUCCCUCUUACGAAUUAAAAAAUGUGAAGAUUCAUUUACCUAAGGUGAACAUUCCGAAUGAAGUAUUGAUGAAACAUGAAGUUGAUAGAUUUCGAAAACUCUUUCAGUGUAAACAACAAACUGCAAGGAAGUCCUUAAGUCUAGAGAAAAUAAAUGGAAGCAAUCCCAGUUGUUCAGAGGGAAGCCACUUGCAAAGUACACCAGAAGUGCAAUUUGAAGAAGGGUUGAAAACCACAGCGAAGGUACUGAAUUUCAUGUGCACAAAGUGCAAGGAUAGUAUUAGGUACAGUCCAAAUGAUCUACAGAAGCAUUUCCAGCUGUUACACUGUGGCGAGCUGCCUUUGUAUCCUUGUGAGAUGUGUAACUUCUCAGCUAAUGACUUUCAGUCCUUCAAACAGCAUAGACGCACCCAUCGUAGCACUUUAGUAAAAUGUGAGCUCUGUAACGAUGAGCGUAUGUACACUUUGUUGGAGCUGACAAAACACUUCACAUCAAAGCAUUGUUUAAAUGGUCACUUUCAAUGUGAAAAAUGCGGGUUUUCUACCCAGGAUGUCGGCACGUUUGUUCAGCACAUUCACAGACACAACGAUAUUCUGUAUAAAUGUGGAAAGUGCCAUCAUGUAAGCUUUACAAAUGAGGAGUUCCAGAGACAUCAUCAUCUUCAUACUAGUGCGUUUCCUUUUGGUUGUCAAUAUUGCAGUUACAGCACGCCUCAGAAAGAUUAUCUUUUAAAACACAUCAUAGCUCUGCAUGGAGACCACUUAUAUGCAAAAGAAAAACUGGAAAAGGAUAAAUGUGAAAAAAGAGUAGUGAAGACUCCAGCAGGACUGAAACUUGUGUUAAGAAGGUAUAAAAUGGGAGCGUCAAAAAAAGCACUCUGGAGACGGAAAAAAGUAAGCGGUGGAAGUGACAAAACUGGAGAAAAAAUUGCACAAGUGCUAAGAAGUGUUAAUGAAAUUCAAACAAAAUCUGAGGAGUUGAACCAGUAUGUUAGAGAUGUGGAACCAAAUGAAGAAAAAGAUCAAAUUAUGUUUACAGAAAAGCAUAAUUUCAUGGGCGGAAUGCUCUCUGCUACUGCUGCACAAUACGAUAAAGAAGAUUAUGGAACAAGUUAUGGCCUGGGAUUAUUGAAAAAUGCUGUUCAUGGGCCAACAGUAUUGAUGGUCAAAAACAAUAAAAUAGCUGUUCCAGCAAAUUACAGUGCUAAAUUUAUGGGAUUUAAAGUGGUCGAUGGAAAACAACAUAUUGUUAUAAAGUUACUACCUACAAGUAAGCAGAAUGUACAUUUGUUGGGUCAGAAAGCUGAUCCUAUUAAAGAUGGUUCUCCAACUCCUUUGCUACAGACUGCCGAUCCCUGUGGCUUGUCUCCAGGUGCUAUACCACAUGUACACGAUCAGUCAACCUUAAAGAACAAUUCUGUUCACCCAUUAAUCUCCUCUCCAUUUUCUUGUUCUGUUCCUCGUUCAGGAAAAAAAAAAGAGGAAAAGCAAAAUAACUCCUUAUUGUAUGGUAGGAGUGUUUCUCAAACUGUAGCACCUUCUAAUGUAGCCGUAAGAAAAAGCUCAAAUUAUUUGCCAAUGAAGUUGGACACAACUGUACCUUCACAUGAUGGGGUGACUAAAGUUGGAACUCGAAGUAAUGUCUCAUGGGGAAGCUAUGGUCCUCCGAGUCAUCCUCAGGUAUUACCACCCACUGUUUCAAAUGGGUUUCACUAUGACCCUAUGAAAAUGCCCUUUUUUCCUGAACUGAAAAUACAGAAUGGUGGUCUGAAUAAUAGCAACGGAGCGAAUAAUCUCUAUUAUUCAACUUCAGUGGAUUCUUCUAACGAAAGGUUGCUGUCUUUUCACAACUAUUCCAAAAUGGACACUUUGGAUGAUCCACAUAACAUUUGGAUGUCAACAGAUGACAGAUACAAAGAAAUUCUAUCUAGCAAAACAGUUUCUUUUAAUCACAGGAAGAGAAGAGAAUCUGCAUCGUCAUAUUCAGAGUUGAUGAAAGGCUUAAAACAAGAGAAAGUUGUAUCGGCUCAGUCAAAUAUCAAUAAAACUUACAGACACAUAAACACUAAGAAUAACUCUUUGUCUCCUAAAAGCAAAUCUAAAUCUGUUGUUGACAGCAAGUGUUUUACAGAGGACCAGCAUAAUGGCCAGCAGUAUUUGGAUGUUAACAUACAUCAAGGCUUUGAGAAUAUAUCUGGGGAAUUCCAAGAAAAUGCCUCUGAUUGCGUUAACUCGGUCUUAAUGCCUAAAAUCACAUCUGUUUUCUCCUUGCAGAGUGAACAGGCAACCAAUUAUUUAUCACCUGAAAUAAACCAGGUGUUGCAAGAUGUGUUAAAAGUGAAAGCAACUACUCAGCAGGACUCCCACAGCACGUCAAAUAACUGCAUAAAUCUUCAUUCUGACAAGGUGCUUUCUGGUCAGGAAACAGGGAAUAAAGCCUUUACCCAUUUAAAAAGCUCAGCUACUACAUGUGGUUUUCAAAGGACUCCUCCUAGUGUAGGCUUUCAAUUAUACCAGAGAGAGUUGAACAUGAGGUGUAGCACAAAUGAAGGUAUGCAUUGUGGAAGAGAAAGACAGACAUCCAGAACAUUUAAUUCACAGGGAAUGGAUAAAUUAUCCAGAACUCGAGGUUUUGGUAUGUUGUCAAAACCUCAUGCAGAUGCAAUCAUAACCCAUCAGUUAGUAAAAGAUAAAAUAUUGUCUAGAACCCAAAAUCCUGGCAGCUUUUCGCCAGUUCUUCAGGAACAGAAGAAGCCCCUUUUAGUUCAGUCCUCUCCAUCAGGAUUUUUUGUUCCUUUGCACCUUGGUAACCAGCCCGGACUUCAGGUGGUUUCAGGAAAAUCUUUUCCAUCAACCAGUUCAUCAGACGGGCAUGUGGCUAAAGGUGUACCUGCAUCUUUUGUUUUAAAUAAAAGACCUGGAAUGAUUUUGACUGUUAACGGGGCAAUUGGAGCAGUUGCAGAUGUCCCUAGUGAUAGUUCUCAGGUUUUAGGGACAGUUGCAUCCAGAGAAUAUGCUAAAAUAACCAUACCAGCUGCAAAAGUGGAGGGGGAAAAUGACAGUUUGGGAAGCAUAGGAAGUUCCUGUGGUAGGAAGGCACGUGGUACAGCAAAUGACUCACUGAGUAGCACACCAUUCAAAGGACCUUUUGUAGUUACAAACUCAUCAGAGUCAUCUGUGAAAGGCAUUUCUGCUGUGAAGGUGUCAGAGGAUCAAGAUGCUGUCUUUGGUUCCUUGGAGUCCAUGAACCAGCAGGAAAUUAAACGGAAACAACACGUUUAUGCACUUUUGCCUGAUGGACAGCAGGCAGUUUUUCUGAAAUGUGUGUCACCAAACAAGCCUGUAGUUUGUAAACAGAGUGUUUUUCAGGAUAAUGAUCAUUAUCAAAAUUGUCAACCAAAGAAAACUGGAGCCAUGCAACAAAAGCUUUUGCUGAGAACUAAGACUUCUGCUUCAGACACACUGGCUGAUACCAGUCAGUCAGUAAGCAACUUGGUGCCCUCACUUCAGCUGGAUAACUUGCAGCCCCUUACUUCUGCACUAGCACAGAAACAAACUGAGCUUACUUCUAGUGAUGCCUUAAUCUUACCAGGUAGGUUACUACCAGCAAAUGCCUCUUUGGCAACCUCUAAUCCAGCAUGUUGUGUCCCUCCUGCAGAACCUGCUUAUUCUACUAAAUCUGCAGGGACACGGUUGCGAAAAGGUUCUGUUGAGAGAACACAAGUGGUAACUGCUAACAACAGGAAUCACUUUGAUAGUCAGAAGUCCACAUGGAACACCCGAACCAGAACUGCAAAAGUGAAACCUCGUUUAAAACAAUCUGGGUCUAAAAGUUCAGAAACUGUGGGUAUCCAAAGAAACAAGAAACGGAAAAGUAAGGGUAAUUACCCAGAACCUCCAAAAAAGAAAGUAACGUUGCCCAGAAAGUGCAAGGAAAAAAAUCAAACUCAAGUUGUUAGUGAAUCUGGUGGCCCUUACAAACCAAGAGCAUCAAAAGAAACUGUGAGGAUUUUGAAGUUACUUCCUUUUAAUUCUAAACAGCUUGUAAAAUGCCCCAGGAGAAAUCAACCAGUUGUUGUGCUUAACCAUCCUGAUGCAGAUGUUCCAGAAGUUGUAAACGUAAUGAAAACCAUUGCUAAAUUUAAGGGACACGUUCUUAAGGUUUCACUGUCAAAAAGAACUAUUGAAGCGCUUCUGCAGCCAGCCUUAUGCAAUCCUUUGGAUGUAACUACUGAUGAUCUUUUUCAAAAGAGGCACAGGACAAUAAAACCUAUUAGUCCUGUAAAAGAAAGGUUUGUCUUAAAAUUGACACUGAAAAAGACUAGCAAAAACAAUUACCAGAUUGUGAAAACUACCUCUGAUAAUACCUUGAAAGCUAAGUUUAGCUGCUGGUUUUGUGGUAGAAUAUUUGACAAUCAGGAUAAUUGGGUAGGACAUGGUCAGAGGCAUCUGAUGGAGGCUACUCGAGAUUGGAAUUCAUUAAUACAAUGA
Messenger RNA from Merops nubicus (carmine bee-eater), 4647 nucleotides. It is a transcript of the gene ZNF518A, whose product is annotated as zinc finger protein 518A. Gene Ontology annotation, biological process: regulation of transcription by RNA polymerase II. Gene Ontology annotation, molecular function: DNA-binding transcription factor activity, RNA polymerase II-specific; RNA polymerase II transcription regulatory region sequence-specific DNA binding. The record is from RefSeq and is a predicted model, not a curated record. The coding region runs from base 1 to 4647 and encodes 1548 amino acids. Gene Ontology annotation, cellular component: nucleus. NCBI's taxonomy places the organism in Eukaryota, Metazoa, Chordata, Aves, Coraciiformes, Meropidae. The transcript has a single exon.